Molecule: messenger RNA, 397 nt
Organism: Aricia agestis (brown argus)
Lineage: Eukaryota; Metazoa; Arthropoda; Insecta; Lepidoptera; Lycaenidae
Gene: EMC5
Product: ER membrane protein complex subunit 5
Exons: 3
Coding region: 54-389 (111 amino acids)
Cellular component (GO): early endosome; EMC complex; plasma membrane
Source: RefSeq, a predicted model, not a curated record
AAAUAUUAGGGAUUUAAAACUUCUUAUACGGUACCUCACAAAUUUCUCGAAAGAUGGGAUCAUCUUCACUCCAUAAGACUAUUAUUUGUUUUGGGUUCAUCUCACUAUUUCAUUCUGCAUUUUCUGCGGCUCAACACCGGUCCUAUUUGCGAAUUACAUCUCAAGAGUUUACAACAUUGCCUUUAGAUAUAAACAUACAGGCUGUAUUGAGUCUGUUUGUGAUAUUGUGGAGCGUGCUGAAUGUAGCUGGCAGUCUUCGGGAGAUACCUGCUGCUGCGGAGAUGAACACAAACAGCUGGGAGACUCAGUCUAACUUGUCCUCGUUCAGUGUGUUCUGCCACCGAGGGAAGACCUAUUCACCCUUUGUACACAAGAGAGUGCAGUCAUAAAGUUGUUU